GUUGAUACAAUAAUCAAUUUUAAUUUUUAAUAAAGCUGUAGAAAACAGCAAUGGCUUUUAGUGAAGGUGAAGUUUGUAGAAUUUGUUUAAGCGUUAAUGUACGCAUGGUUGUACUAAAGGAGACUGGUCUCCAAAAUUUGUAUAGGACAUUGACGAACAGUUUUUCAAUACCAAAACCGCAUAAGGUUAGAGAUGAGAUUAAAUUCACACCAAUUUAUCAUAUAGAUAUCUGGCCUGUAGAGUGUGAUAUAGACAAUGAUUGCAAGGACGAAAUUUUUUGCCUUGAUGCCGUUAAAGUUGAGGAAGAGAUUUUCGAAUAUGAGAAUUCCAAAUUUGAAGAAAAUGAGAAUCAUGAAACAGAACCAUACAUCAUACCGACAAAUCAUUUUUCAAAAGCGUCUGAGAGCCAGAUUAAAUCAAAUUCUACUGAUUGUAACAUAAACGAUGUUCGUAAAGGAAACCUCGAUUUAGAAAGCCCUACUAUUAAAUCAAAGCCUAAAGUCAAAAAAGAUAAUCAACCAUUUAAUAAAAAAGGAAAGCAUCCUGCAAAGAUUAUGAAAAAGAAAACAUUGAAACAAAAGAGUGUAAAUAUGCUUACGAACAACACGUCAGGGGCAUCAACAAAAUACAUUUUUGAAUGUGAUGGUUGUAGCAAAAAAUUUUCAACAAAAGACAUUCUCGCCAAACACAUUUCAUACAGUCAUAAGACGCAAAAGAACCAAAAGAACACCACUGCAGUUCGGACACCAGUGGAACAAACUCCAGUACCACAACUAACGGAAAUAUUUAAUUGUGAUAUUUGCGAAUUUAAAACAUCUCAAAAACGUUGCAUAUUGGCACAUCUUAACGCGCACGUCGCUGAACAAGUGUACUGUUGUAAUAAUUGUGAUUAUAAAAGUAUAAGAAAAGAUAAUUUGCAAACACAUAUGAAAAUACAUACUGAAGAAAAACCUUUUUCAUGUAAUAUCUGUGAAUAUAAAUGUAUUACAAAAAGUGAUUUGCAAAGGCAUAUGAAAAUACAUACUGGAGAAAAACCUUUUUCAUGUAAUAUCUGUGAAUAUAAAUGUAUACAAAAAAGGUAUUUGCAAAAGCAUAUGAUAAUACAUACUGGAGAAAAACCUUUUUCAUGUAAUAUCUGUGAAUAUAAAUGUAUAGAAAAAAGUAGUUUGCAAAGGCAUAUGAAAAUACAUACUGGAGAAAAACCUUUUUCAUGUAAUAUCUGUGAAUAUAAAUGUAUAGAAAAAAGUAAAUUGCAAAUGCAUAUGAAAAUACAUACUGGAGAAAAACCUUUUUCAUGUAAUAUCUGUGAAUAUAAAUGUAUUACAAAAAGUGAUUUGCAAAGGCAUAUGAAAAUACAUACUGGAGAAAAACCUUUUUCAUGUAAUAUCUGUGAAUAUAAAUGUAUAGAAAAAAGUAAAUUGCAAAUGCAUAUGAAAAUACAUAGUGGAGAAAAACCUUUUUCAUGUAAUAUCUGUGAAUAUAAAUGUAUUAGAAAACAUAUGUUGCAAACACAUUUGAAAAUACAUUCUGGAGAAAAACCUUUUUCAUGUAAUAUCUGUGAAUAUAAAUGUAUUCAAAAAAGUGAUUUGCAAAGGCAUAUGAAAAUACAUACUAGAGAAAAACCUUUUUCAUGUAAUAUCUGUGAAUAUAAAUGUAUAGAAAAAAGGUAUUUGCAAAAGCAUAUGAUAAUACAUACUGGAGAAAAACCUUUUUCAUGUAAUAUCUGUGAAUAUAAAUGUAUUAGAAAAAGUGAUUUGCAAAGGCAUAUGAAAAUACAUACUGGAGAAAAACCUUUUUCAUGUAAUAUCUGUGAAUAUAAAUGUAUAGAAAAAAGGUAUUUGCAAAAGCAUAUGAUAAUACAUACAGGAGAAAAGCCCUUUUCGUGUAAUAUCUGCGAAUAUAAAUGUAUUACAAAAAGUAGUUUGCAAACACAUAUGAAAACACACACUUGAGCAGAACCCUUUUUGUGAGAGAUCUGGUAAAAUAUGUGCAAUAUUAUGUAAACGUGUUUUAUAUUAAUAUAAAAGUAUACUAGA
Molecule: messenger RNA, 2036 nt
Organism: Parnassius mnemosyne (clouded apollo)
Lineage: Eukaryota; Metazoa; Arthropoda; Insecta; Lepidoptera; Papilionidae
Source: the annotation of a GenBank genome assembly